AUGAGUUACUUACUAAUGCACCCCGAUACGAAGGGUCACUGCAUUUGGAAGAUACUUACUUCCAAGCGCAUGCUGGCGGAUCACAUGGAGGUGCUUGAAAUAUGUCUCAAACUUGAUCAGGACAUCGGUACCGGCCAGAAACCGGUGCUGCCGCGCAAAGCUGUUUGUGCUGGAGCUCUUCUAACCCUAGCUGCGACCACUCGAUUCUCGCCUGCCUUUACAACAACACGCUGGCAGAUUGUAGUUUCGGCCACUAGCGCUUUACUGUUCGGUGUUGUCGCGACCGGGGAUUUCUUUCACCAUACAGCUCUGGCUAAAAUAACAAGUCUGAUCAAGUCGAUCGAAACGUACGACCACGCAAUGAAGAAGAUGCUGAUGUUCACGAAUGAAAUGAUCUUCGGCAAUCAACGUUUAUUUAUUCCGAUAUUAGGUGUAAGCGAGAAGCAAAUGCUUCAGAUGUGUACCGAAAACUGCAUCAAGGCCAUCUAUGACAUGUUUAACUAUGUCACAGUAUUAGAAAAGAAAACGGAGCUACGCGAGGAGUACAAACAACUAUAUGAGCCACUGGAGACGUUCGAAAACUGUGAUAUAUUUAAACAAGCAAUGCCCAAUCUUAGCAUGGCAAAGCAACUGUACAAUAUAUUUCUGUACAUGCAAUCUCAUUGCCUGAUGCGACUGUCGCUUGCAAUUGUGAGCGAUGCGAAGAUCGGUGAUAUAAAGGUAGAAACCAAUCGGCUCAUCAGUUGCCUCUCUAGUCACGCUGAUGAGCUGGGUAAGCAAAUGUUACUGACCGGUUUAUCACAAACAGUUGAUCUCGUGCUCGCUAAAAAUGUAAAGGAUUCCAGCUUGAAGCAGCUGUUGGCAGUAAAACAUCAAUCACUUGAACUGGUGGGUAAGCUGACGGCCAAUGUCCAGCUAAUGAUACUACUAGAUGAAAAUAUCCAAUACCUCGUCAACCCAGAAACGUGGCUCGGACGUUUGCAGCUUCGAUACGCAGCAAGCAAUCUAGCCACUGUUCAAUCUUAUUUCCUCACACGGAUAGAAGAAUGUGAACGUUUGCUGAUUAUGGUGAAAAAACUACUGAACCAAAACGAGAAUGCCAAGCAGAACGAACCAGAACCAGAGAAAGAGUCCGCUCAAGAAAGUGCGUUUGAAGAACCGCUUUCCGAAGCACAAAAUACAAGCUACGAACCGAAGGAUGAGUUUUUCGUAAACACCGGAGCUGAGGGCGAAGAAGAAGUGAAUGAUUCCGCCGCUGCGCUGCAAUCGGAGUAUGAACAAAUUUCAAAACGGUUGAUGAAGAAGCAAUUUCAACCUAUAUUGCAUCAGCUACGUGAACGACUCGUACCGGUGGAGAAGUCGUUUAAGGAGCGCGAACGAGUUGCGCUGGAAUUGAAGGGGAUUAAAUUUCCCGACGAGGAAGAAUCUCACGGUGGAUUGAAUGUGGCCAGCAAGCCGGAUACACUCGACUCAGGCGAAGAAUCGGACGUGGACGAAAUGGAGGCGAUAUCUAAGAGCAAAAACCAAAACAAGUACAAAGAUGAUCGUGAUUUUCUAGCUGGCAAGCAGCAGAUCUCUCUACUAGUCUCUCUUCCCAAGGGUGUGCAGAUGGAUGAAACCAUCCUAGAAUAACACACUCUUCCAAGUAGUAGAAGCAGCUGGAGGUUCGUCAAAUUUCAUUUGAUGAACAUGGUAUUUUUUUCAAAUUUUAU
This is a messenger RNA of Anopheles moucheti, 1712 nucleotides long. RefSeq lists its product as uncharacterized. The record is from RefSeq and is a predicted model, not a curated record. The transcript has 4 exons. Bases 1 to 1632 code for a protein of 543 amino acids. Lineage: Eukaryota; Metazoa; Arthropoda; Insecta; Diptera; Culicidae.